Didymosphaeria variabile is the source of this 1200-nucleotide messenger RNA. It is a transcript of the gene FAL1, whose product is annotated as RNA helicase. Gene Ontology annotation, cellular component: catalytic step 2 spliceosome; nucleolus. The transcript has 3 exons. The coding region runs from base 1 to 1200 and encodes 399 amino acids. Gene Ontology annotation, molecular function: ATP binding; mRNA binding; RNA helicase activity. Lineage: Eukaryota; Fungi; Ascomycota; Dothideomycetes; Pleosporales; Didymosphaeriaceae. The record is from RefSeq and is a predicted model, not a curated record.
AUGGCGGAAGGAAUCGAUCGCAAUGCGGAAGAGAAGAUGGAGUUCGCCACCUCCAAGGAGGUCACUGUGGCGCCUACUUUCGAGGCCAUGCACCUGAAGGAGAACCUGCUCCGAGGUAUCUACGCAUAUGGCUACGAAUCGCCAUCGGCCGUACAGUCGCGUGCGAUUGUGCAGAUCUGCAAAGGUCGAGACACAAUUGCUCAGGCACAAUCUGGAACGGGAAAAACGGCCACUUUCUCUAUCUCCAUAUUACAGGUUAUCGACACUGCUGUGCGCGAGACGCAGGCCCUUGUUCUGUCACCCACACGCGAACUCGCGACGCAGAUUCAGUCAGUCAUUAUGGGCCUCGGCGACUACAUGAACGUACAGUGCCAUGCGUGCAUUGGUGGCACCAACGUUGGGGAAGACAUCCGCAAGCUGGACUACGGCCAGCACGUCGUCUCUGGAACUCCAGGGCGCGUGGCCGACAUGAUUCGUCGCCGCAACUUGCGAACGCGCAACAUCAAGAUGCUGGUGCUGGACGAGGCUGACGAGCUGCUUAACCGCGGUUUCCGUGAGCAGAUCUACGAUGUGUACCGCUACCUGCCUCCUGCGACGCAAGUGGUAGUCGUAUCCGCCACCCUUCCGUACGAUGUUUUGGAGAUGACGACUAAGUUCAUGACGGAACCCGUGCGCAUCCUCGUCAAGCGUGACGAAUUGACUCUUGAAGGCCUCAAACAAUACUUCAUCGCUAUUGAAAAGGAAGAGUGGAAGUUCGACACACUGUGCGAUCUAUACGACACACUCACCAUCACACAAGCUGUCAUCUUCUGCAACACGCGCCGCAAGGUUGAUUGGCUGACAGACAAGAUGCGAGAGGCCAACUUCACAGUGUCCUCGAUGCAUGGGGAUAUGCCGCAACGCGAACGCGACAGCAUUAUGCAGGACUUCCGCCAAGCUAACUCGCGCGUGCUCAUCUCGACCGACGUUUGGGCGCGCGGGAUCGACGUUCAGCAAGUGUCCCUCGUCAUCAACUAUGACCUCCCAUCCAACCGUGAGAACUACAUUCAUAGGAUUGGCCGAAGCGGCCGCUUUGGACGCAAAGGGGUAGCUAUCAACUUUGUAACGCAGGAAGACGUGCGCAUUUUGCGCGAUAUCGAACUAUACUACUCGACUCAGAUCGACGAAAUGCCUAUGAACGUUGCAGAUCUGCUUUCCUAA